Messenger RNA from Synchiropus splendidus (mandarinfish), 4470 nucleotides. RefSeq names its product mitogen-activated protein kinase 4 (gene mapk4). Gene Ontology annotation, cellular component: nucleus; cytoplasm. Bases 997 to 3117 code for a protein of 706 amino acids. Gene Ontology annotation, molecular function: MAP kinase activity; ATP binding. Lineage: Eukaryota; Metazoa; Chordata; Actinopteri; Syngnathiformes; Callionymidae. Gene Ontology annotation, biological process: protein phosphorylation; cell surface receptor signaling pathway; intracellular signal transduction. The record is from RefSeq and is a predicted model, not a curated record. The transcript is spliced from 11 exons.
GUACUUCAUCUGCGCUGCUGCAGUGUGUGUGUGCGUGUGUGCGUGAGGCGGUGUGUUUGAGAGAGAGAGAUCCGCUCAGCGGCGGCGGAGCUCAGACAAUAACCGCUGCUUCAUCUACAAAGAUCAUCGUCCCGACUCUUCACCCUGCGUCGUUUCCCGAAAAUAUCACAGAGAAGACUUUCUUUCUUUCCUCGCGAAGCUGGAUCUGUGCCGAUCUCUGCUCCGCUGAUGGAUAAAGGCAGGGAGAGAAGCCAUCUCCAGUGGUGAUGCAUUAUUUAUGAACUCCAGUCCAGAGCUGCACCUCCCACCAACUUGUCAGCUCCUUCUGCCUGUGCGCUCACUUUACACUCCACACUGAGGAGCAGCCAGACAUGGUGGAGGUCUGGAGACACCAGCAGAACCUUGGACAUGUGAGGAGCCUGCUAUCAGGUUGUCAGUGAACAAGUGCUCGCUAAAUUAUUGGAAAACCUGGUGAAGCAGCAGAUGUGCUGAUGAGUGAUGUAGCUAAUAGCAGGAUCUAUCCAUUGUGACCACGACCUGAUGCUGCUGAAAUCCCUCCGUUCAUGAGAAGGCAACAGGAAGCGGAUUACUGGCGGAUUAAACACGUGCACUCAUUUGCACACAGCGCCCAGGAUUUGACUGUCCUCCAACAGUGGAUCUGAAUGAGGCAGCUGCUGCCAUGGAGGACGAGGAGGAACCCACAGAAUCCCAUUGAUCUUUGCUGAACUAGCCCCGCCCACUCCCACGGACUUCCACCAAAGUGAGUUUGUCCGCCAGCGUCUGUCCGAUGAGGCAUCUACAAGAUCAGAGUCUGCUGCUCACGGAGGGCUGUUACCAUGGAUACACCAGCCCAGAACAGUAUUAGCACGAGUCGUUGACUAGCUGUGCAUAAGGAAGAUGGCGAGAGAUUAAACGUACAUCUGCAUAUCCGCUAACAUCUGUGGAGCAGAGAAGCACAUCCUCAUCCACUGUCCAGAGAAAAAUGACCGAGCGAUCAUGGCCAGACAAGACACCCCUCUCUUCAUUCAUGGUUUUGACCUCAGCGGUCAUUUUGUUGACCUCAGACCUCUCGGCCAGGGGGUCACCGGUCUGGUCCUGGCAGCCACGGACCAACGCACGGGUCAACGUGUCGCCAUUAAAAAGCUGGUAAUGCGGGACGCCGUGACGGUGAAGCACGCGCUGAGGGAGGUGAAGAUCACCAGACGGCUACGCCACGAGAACGUGGUCAGAGUGCACGAUGUGUUGGCGCCUUUUGGGCGACCUUUGCCGCAAGACCCUGCCCAGCUGAGCGCCCUAUACAUCAUCCAGGAGUGCAUGGAGACAGAUCUGGCCCGACUGCUGGAGCAGGGACCGCUGUCCACCGGCCACACCACACUGCUGUUCUACCAGCUCCUGAGAGGACUGAAGUUCAUCCACUCAGCCAACGUUCUGCACAGAGAUCUGAAGCCUGCAAACAUUUUCAUCAACACUGAUCAGCUGCUGCUCAAGAUCGGAGACUUCGGUCUGGCUCGAAUAGUGGACCCGCACUACUCACACAAGGGCCACUUGUCAGAGGGUCUGGUGACUAAAUGGUACUGUUCUCCACGCUUGCUUCUCUCACCAAACAACUACACCAAGGCCAUCGACAUGUGGGCAGCAGGAUGCAUAUUAGCUGAAAUGCUAACUGGACGCAUGCUCUUUGCAGGAGCUCAUGAGCUGGAGCAGAUGCAGCUGAUUCUGGACACAGUCCCGGUGUUGAGGGAGGAGGACAGACAGGACUUGCUGCAGGUAAUGCCUUCAUAUAUCAGUCAUGCGUGGAGAGUCAAGAGGCCCUUCUCUGAGUUGCUGCCUGAAGUGGAUGCACAAGCUGUAGAUUUCCUGGAGCAAAUCCUGACCUUUAACCCCAUGGAUCGACUGACAGCCGAAGCAGCAUUGUGCCAUCCGUUCUUCCAGCAGUAUUCGUGUCCAGAAGACGAGCCCACCUCGCUGCAUCCCUUCCACAUCGAGGACGAGCUGGAGGACAGCCUCAUAACAGAGCAUGGCCUCAGCAGCAGCAACAGUCAGGCCUCCAGCAUCCACUGGGACAGUUUGUCCGCAGACUUGUGCUGGCAGCAGUCAGGUGGAAAGUGCCACUGUGUACCAUCAAGAAACAAUACGUCAGACAUGGAAGACGCCACGGAGGAUGAGGAGGUGCAGAGGGACCCCAGGGCCAGUUGUUGCGCUUCAGUGUUGGAGGAAGCUCAGGUCGAUCCAAGGAAGUAUUCCCACAGUAGCUCAGCAGAGCGAUUCUUGGAGAACUCCCAUUCCUCCCUGGACCGGGUUUGCGGCUACGGAUUCGGAGACCUGGACUGCGGCCGCUCCUGUGACUACAAAGUGGGCUCUCCUUCGUACCUAGACAAAAUAGCUUGGCGAGAAGGGAAGCCGCAGCACUACUCAGAGCCCAGGCUGAUUCUGGAUCUGUCCCACUGGAAGCGAAACACCAACAAUCUCGCUGCGCCUGCUGAGCCGCCUGACAGGUGCGUUGAGGAGGUUGGUGACUUGAAGUGUGAGGAGGAAGAUGGGGAGGAAAGUGAGGAUUUAUUUCGGGAGAUCACUCGCUGGGUGGAGAGCACACAACACCGGCUUCACUCGCCCAGCUCCAUUCCCUCUUUGGAGCCUCGUUCACCUUCGUGCUACACCUCAUCUCCCCCUCUCCCUCUCUCCCCUACUGACCUCUCUCAUCCGGUCUUCCACUUCAUGGAGGUUGUGCAGGAGCCGUACACCAGCUAUGAUAAAGAACGUCUGAGCCCAAUUCCUGCUUUGACUUCCUCCAAACCCCCUCCAACACUCCUACCUUCAUCACCUUCUUCCCCACAUCCGCCUCGGUCAGCAUCGCCCCCCAACUCACCUGUCUCACAACCCCCGCCUCUCUCCUCGACUGCCUCUAUUCCUGUGGCAGUCGAUGACCAGUGCCAGGAGUCGCUUCCUGUAAAGCAGAAAGAGCGUCUGUUUGACUUGGACGUGUUCAUUUCUCGGGCACUGAAACUGUGUCGACAAAGUAAGGAAAAAGCAGAUGCGAAAAAGGGAAAAGAAGGAAGUCGGAAGGUGCCCAGACUUCCUGAACACAGGACUCCUUCUCCAAAGACUCCAAACUCUUGAUCCUGAGGUUUAAGUCUUCACAUUUGUAAAGGAAACUGCUGCAUUUUGACAUGAAAUAGAGAAGCACGGUCAGACUUUGCUUUUCUCAAAUUAAACUUGUAAUAAAAGUUGGAGCUAAACAUCCAAAUAUAGUGAAUUUGUAGAUCUUGGUUUGAUUUUCAGAUAGAUUCACGGUAAAUUAUAUACAAGUUCAAAACCUUUUUUAUCUACAGAAUCAGCAGUCUUCCAACACAUAAUCAAAAGUUUUUAUCACCCUGAAUGUACCAACUGAUGAUUCACAAACUAAAUUUCUUUUCCAAGGUGACCUUCAACAUGCCUUGUAAAAUUGUAUAUUUUAUUUAUAUCAACAGUCAGCAUUUAAUUUGUGUCCAAUGACUUAUUAUAUCAUAGUGUAUUGGUUUAAUGUCCAGUGCUGUGUGGCUAUAAUUUAUAUGAGCACAUUACUUUGCUGUCAAAUGAUUCUCUGCUUGAAUAUUUCCUACUGCCUAUUGAACCGAGCGAGGCCACUAUCUGCUGCAUCUCUUUAACAAACUGCUGCAGUCAUCAGCGAUGGACAGAUGUGAAGGACUUCAGCCAAAUAGUAAACACAUGUUUCAUAUCUAUUUAUAGUUUGAGAUAAUUGUUUCAGGGUUACUGUUGAUAUGUGAUUUAAUUUACUUGGAAAAAAUGUAAUUACAUUGUAAUUCAGUAACCAAAACUACUGAGCACAUGUUUCAGUUUCAGAGCUGCAAGAGUUAUUGAGAUAAUAAUAACAAACACAAUGUAAGAGCAGUUCAAUUACCUUUUACUUUGCAUAAACUGACAGCACAAUGAGGUCGUAAAAACUGAAGCCAUAACUCUAACAACGUUUAACACUAAGCCACAGCACACUUGUUUCUAUUUCACUUUAAGCACAUCACUCACAAAAGAAACAACUGGUUCUCUUCAGACACAAUAACAUGGCUCUGUAGUUCAGUCAUUUUCAGGAGCAUAUUUGGAACUUUCAAUUUCAACAACCACGUUUGGUCUAGUUGAUUUGAUGUUUUAGGCAGGUUAUGACAGCAAUAACAUCACAAGCUUAUGUAACGUGGUGACUUUUUCUCAAGUGACAAUGUGCCUCUGUACGACUCAACGCUUCUAUAUUGCUGAAUGUAAAAUUCUUCCUCUCUGCAUGGCUUUGACAACUAUUGUUUUAACUUGGUUGUUUAUAUUGUGACUCACUAAGACCAGAUGAAUACUGUGCGCUAUUAGCUUUUAUAUUCAUUCAUAUGAGGCUAUUUUGGGAUCAGAAUUGGACUAUAGACUGUUUCUCUUGUCCUGGAAAACUAUUAAAAACAAAUUAUGUGCUUUAAAAAUGUGUUGUUGUCGUGAUUA